This is a messenger RNA of Rhinolophus ferrumequinum (greater horseshoe bat), 5702 nucleotides long. RefSeq names its product ETS translocation variant 3-like. Gene Ontology annotation, biological process: regulation of transcription by RNA polymerase II; cell differentiation. Lineage: Eukaryota; Metazoa; Chordata; Mammalia; Chiroptera; Rhinolophidae. The record is from RefSeq and is a predicted model, not a curated record. Gene Ontology annotation, cellular component: nucleus. Gene Ontology annotation, molecular function: DNA-binding transcription factor activity, RNA polymerase II-specific; sequence-specific DNA binding.
GUCGAUUUCGUACACACCCUCCAGUCUUGGACUUUAUCAAUAGAAAUAAUGUUUCGAUGUUAUAGUAUUUUUCUUUCUGGAAGUUCAUAUCAUAGUCAUUUUAUGGAUGGGAAAACUGAGGCACGGAGGGAGUGAAAUGUAUUGCCUUGAGGUGGUCCUUACAAAAUUGUGCCUAGAUAAGAAACUCAUGAACCCUAAUUCUCCAGGCAAAAUCUUUUUCCAUUGGAUUCCUACCCAAGUUCGACAUAUUAAAUCCACUCAAAGUUUGCGUAAUUUGGUGAUAACUGCUGCAAAGUUUGAGUUCUUGACACCAAACCCUGUGGGGUGUGGGGUGGUGGCCAGAGUAAUCAUGACCUUGACCUCUGUAAAGGGCUUCAAACUUCAUGCGCUCCACAGCCACUGUGCAGGACAUUAGUCGUGUCUCCCUUUUACAGACGAAGACGAGGAGGCCAGAACUCAGAGGCGUUUGGCAGCCUGUCAGAGAACACAGUUAUUAGCAAAGGGCAGAAGUAGGGCUGCAACUCAGGUCUUCUGAGUCCAAGUUCAGUGACAACACAGUCUGGGGAAAAGAGGUUACCUGCUUUCUAUUGGGAGACUUCCAGGAGACUGCAGGAGGUGGGAGAAACCAGUGCCUGUAGACGGCAGCCCGUACGUUAGCACAAAAGGGAAUUAUCACUGUUAGGCAUGUGACACAAUGACACAGAAGUGCUGGGCACUGCAGGGGUCUAUGAAGAACGCACCGAGGACAAAUGCGUACGUGACGGCCUCUCUGUGUCAGCUUCUCAUCUGGAUGAUCCUGCUACGAGAGGAAAGCAUUUAUAUUCCACCUAUGGCUGGAAGCAAUGGAGUAGCUGUGGUGCAUGGAGGGCCAAACUGAGAGUGUGAUUUACAGCAGAAACUUACCCUAGGCAUUCGGGACAAUUACAAAGAAAGCCCGUGCUCUCCAUAUUUCCGUAUCUCCAGGAGUGGAAUCGCAUCUGAAGCAGGUGAAGGACACAGUGGGAGGGACCUCAGGGAAGCUGGGCAAAGAGUCCAGAGCCACCCGAAUCUCCCGCGUUCUACCAUCACAGAGGUGCCCACUACAAAACUCAUUUGUCUGGAUCCACUACUGGGAGGGAACCUCCAGUUUGCUUAUCAAACCCAAAUUGACCUGUUGUGUUUCAGGCCAGUGAGUAGAUUCUGAGUGUAAAAACUCUGCUGAGCUCUACUGGCAUAUACACAUUUCUCGGUAUGUCAGUUCAGACUCCAGCCAGGUAGAGAGGCCUGUUUAUCUCUUAAUUGUGUUUACUCGAGUCAUCCUGGAGGACUCUAAUUACUCAGAGAAGCAGUAGCAGCAGAGAUCCGCUGGGAGACAGCGGGGAAUAUGAGUACGCAGAGCGUCCCCGUACUCUGGUUCCCAGUGCUCUGUAAAACACAGGCUCCUUGGAGGGUAAGUGCGGGCUCUGAGCAUGACCAUCUGAGCCAUGAGCCGGAGCUUGGUAAUUUCAGACUUUCAGAAGAAGCUGCUCAUUCCUGAUGACCCUGGUUUCUAAGUUGACACAAUUACUAAGACUUGCAUGGGUGGUGUGAGAACUGGAGUGUUUUUAUGAUUCUGCUUAUUUUUGCCAACAUUUGUUCAUCUGUCACAUUUACAAUGUGCCAUUCUCUCUCCUCACCACUGUACAUGUAUGAACACAUUUCAUACAACCAUGUGAGUACAUCCAUCCAGAUGAGAAGCUGACACAGAGAGGUUAAGCAACUUUACCGAAGUCACACUGCUAGUAGUUGAAGGCACUAGGAUCUAUCUAUAAUUUACGUCAUUUAGCUAAAUCUGAGGAUUUUGCAGACUGUCCAAUCAAACAUGUGACAUUUCCACGUGACACUUCUGGGUGCUGUGUGGAAGAUACAGAGGACGUGUAGACAGGGCUCAUGGUGUCCUUGCAGAUUUCGGCAGUCAUCUCGACGCUAAAAUGUUGCUCAUUUUAUUCACCUAUAUACCGGUAGUAUGAUUUUCUAACUAGAUAAGACCUUACACGGCCAAUCCUAUUUAUUAUCCUGUUUUGAAACAGGGAAGGCAACUUUAGACCCAGAGGGGCCCAACUUGCUGAUUAAUUCAUCCAUCAACAGCUAGAGAAGGGCUAGGAGUAAAUCCAACGCCAGAAGCCAGCUUUUCUAACAACUUAGGCGGCUUCCACCUUCUUGGUGGCAUUCGGGACGGAGAGGUGGCAUUAGAACAACGGUACAAAGCGACGUCCACUGCUCUACCCCAAGUGUGUCAAUGCUCCGUCAAUUCCAUCUCCCUUGUUCACUUCCACCACACUUUGAUCCUUCACACUUUGAUCCUUCACUCAAUUGGUUUAACCUUUACUGAUCCGUACUCCUCGCUUUUUCCUGCCUCCGAAUGAAACGAGACCGGGACGCCCCUCAGCCAGACCGGGCUGGAGACGGGAUGAAGCUGACCUGCUCCCCGGCCUUUAUCGGGGAGCCUCAGAAGUAGCACAAAAAUGCUCCAUAAUGUCUUCCUCCGCAGGAACAAAAGCAGGAGGCUGAAAAUGAAAGCAGGCUGUAGCAUCGUGGAAAAGCCAGAAGGAGGUGGAGGGUAUCAGUUCCCUGACUGGGCCUAUAAGACAGAGUCAUCCCCGGGCUCCCGGCAGAUCCAGCUGUGGCACUUCAUCCUGGAGCUGCUGCAGAAGGAGGAGUUCCGCCAUGUCAUCGCCUGGCAGCAGGGAGAGUAUGGGGAGUUUGUCAUCAAGGAUCCCGACGAGGUGGCCCGCCUCUGGGGCCGCAGGAAGUGCAAACCACAGAUGAACUACGACAAGCUGAGCCGGGCCCUCAGAUACUAUUACAACAAGAGGAUUCUCCAUAAAACAAAAGGGAAAAGGUUCACGUACAAAUUUAACUUCAACAAGCUGGUGAUGCCCAACUACCCAUUCCUCAACAUCCGGCCAAGUGGUGUGGUUCCCCAGAGCGCGCCACCAGUGCCAACGGCCUCCUCCCGGUUCCACUUCCCACCUCUGGACGCGCCCUCUCCAAGUAGUGACGUGCAGCCAGGGCGCUUCUCUGCCAGCUCCCUGGCAGCCUCUGGCCAGGAGCUGAGUAAUGGCGCCGAGAGGAAGGCGGAGCUCUCGGAGCUAGAGGACGGCGCGGCCGACUGGCGCCGGGGCGUGGAUCUCAUGGCCUCCCGGAACGCCGUCGGGGGAGGAGGCAUUGGCCAUCAGAAGCGCAAGCCUGACAUCAUGCUUCCGCUGUUCACCAGGCCGGGGCUCUACCCUGACCCCCACAGUCCCUUCGCCGUCUCCCCAAUCGCUGGCCGCGGAGGCGUCCUGAACGUCCCCAUUUCCCCAGCCCUGUCCCUGACUCCCACCAUCUUCUCCUACAGCCCGUCUCCAGGCCUGAGCCCUUUCACCAGCAGCAGUUGCUUCUCCUUCAACCCUGAGGAAAUGAAACACUACCUUCAUUCUCAAGCCUGUUCAGUGUUCAACUACCAUCUGAGUCCCCGGACAUUUCCGCGUUACCCGGGGCUCAUGGUCCCACCACUGCAGUGCCAAGUGCUUCCCGAGGAGCCGGCCCAGUUUUCUAUCAAGCUGCAGCCCCCACCCGUGGGGCGGAAGAACCGCGAGAGGGCAGAGAGCAGCGAGCAGCCGGCGGCUGUCCCCACUCCCACCGCUGCCACGGCUCCUCUGACCCCGAGAGUUAAGGUGGAGCCCGCCUCUGAGAAGGACCCCGAGAGUCUGCGGCAGUCGGCCCGAGAGAAGGAGGGACACUCGCAAGAAGAGGGCGCUGUGCCAGGCAGGACCACAGAAGAGGGAAAGGGCGCUGUCUUUGCCCGCCCGGCUGCACCCCGUGUGUGGCCCUCUGCACCCAUCAGCGCCUCAAGUGAAGGAGCCCUGGAAGUGACUGAAGACAGUGACGACGGGCCUGGCAAGGAGCCCAGUGCACCUGAGAAGAAAGAAGACGCCCUGAUGCCCCCCAAGCUUCGGCUGAAGCGGCGCUGGAAUGAUGACCCUGGAGCUCAAGGGCUGAGCAAGGGUGGCCGGCCCCCGUGGGACGCGCCGGGGCCGCGGGGUUUGGCGACAGCAGCCGCGGACGCUUAGACCUGGAGGUGGGGGGGCUGUCUGUACUAUAAUCAGAUACAUGUAUUUAUGUAGCAAGAUUGCGGGGGGCUUAGACUUGUAUUUUUACAUUUGGGGAUGGGAUGGGGUGUCUUCUGUUGUAAAUUAGGUGAGAUAUGAACACACUUUUUUCCUGGGGCGUAGGGCACAGGGGGAUUGACUGAAAGGAGAGACCGCCUCCGCUUCCUGUCGAGGCUCGUACUCUCUGACAAACUCCCAAAGGGCAGAGACAAUGCCAGUCCCGGGCUUGUUCAGGUUCUAGGCUUCUUUCUUUCUCUGGUAUUUCUCCAUGGAAAGCCAUCAAUGAACUCACAUUGCUCUGAGAGGGACGCACAGAAGGGGAACGAGCGUGGUUGGGAGGGUGGGCGGCUGAGCAGUGAGACACCAUUGACAAACGCGUUGGCCUGAGAUGGUUCUUUAUAAUUGUUUCAAGGGAAGAAUAAGGUCAUCUCAGUCCUGGGGGGGGGGUGUUCGUAUGUGGCUCUUGUCCUUUGUUUGGCAUUUUUUUCUUUUCUUCUAAAAAACUGUUUUCAGGAAACACGAAACAUCUGCCAGUGAGAGUACAGCUGGGAGGCGCGGGCACCGAGCUGGGCUGCAUGGGUGACACAAGGCUCGCUGUGAAUUCCUGGACUUUUCACCUACUUCACCUGUUCAGAAGCCAUGAGGAGUUGUACACUCUUGUUCAGGGAAGGAAGAAAGGGCAGGAGGAAGUAACCCAAUGCCUUUAAAAACAAAGCAGACACAAAAAUGAUCUUUAUUUUUCCUUUUCCAUCGUGGGUGUGGGGAGCCAAACCAGAGCUGGCUAUGCGUGAGGUCACGGAGAGGCAUGACGGCGUUGAAGAGGGCUUUCCGCUGAGUAUGCUUCUCUUUUCGUUUUCUUAAGUCAAGCCUUAACAAUGGACAUACUUUAACGCGAUACGGGUCUGUCAGCGUGAGCCCGUGAAAGGGCGUGGACAACUUUUCAGAUAAUCCAGGAAUGUGGAAGAGUGGUUCAGCGCGAGCUGCUCUGUAGUCUCCCCGCUUGGUCUGGUGUGCCUGGAUGGGCAGUCAAAGGCGGGUGGUACCUGGAAACACAGGAGGUAGCUGGGGGCACAGUGGGUGUUUGUUGGACCUGAAGGGAGAGGUGGGCGGCGCUACACUAGGCAGCCAGAUGCCAGAGGCCGGGAGUGAGGUGGUGGCGUCUGUCCUGUUGUGUUCUUGCUGUUCUUGCCAUACCCGUUCCCCAGGUCCUGAUUCUCGAUUGGUGGGCUGUUCUGUGUGAGACUCCAGUUUACACAGGAAGUGUUUCUUCAUGGGAAGUGUCCUUCCAUCAACUUCACAGGAAGGGGAAAGCAUUGAUCUUAUAUGAAGCAAAAAGGGCCCUGGACUGGGGCAGAGAAGCUGUGUGUGUGUGUGUGUGUGUGUGUGUGUCCAUCCGUCUGUGUGGUGUGUGGACAUACCUAACUGGCUGAGAUCACGGGACAUGAGGAUAGCGGGGAGGGAAGUGACUCCAUAUCUGACGGGAGAGGAGUGGGCAUGGAUGCCAUCUGGGAAGGAGGAGGUCCUGACUCCACCUUAGCCGAAGCGGGCUCUGUACUGGGAAGCGUUGGAGGGCUGUCCAUUACUGUUGGC